AUGGCAAAAAGACAUCCUUACCAUGCCGGGAACUAUGCCCCUAUUCACACUACCCUGAAUCUCCGUCCCUGUCCGUCUGAAGGCGCAAUUCCCGAGGAGUUUCUCGGAGGACAGUAUGUGCGCAACGGAAGCAACCCCCUCCAGGUUGAUACCAGCCGAGGCUUCCAUUGGUUCGAUGGUGAUGGAAUGCUCACCGGCGUGUUCUUCGAGCGCAUCGCGCAGGCCCCCGGUGUCCGCCCUACCUUUGUCAAUCAAUACGUCCGCACUGAUGUACAUGACGCUGUUGCACGACAUCCCCGGCUCCAUCAUGUCACCCCUAGCGUGGCUACUCUGAUCAGUCCAAGAUCGUCGGUGUUCCGCGUGCUAAUGGAGGUUGUACGAGCAAUGACUCUAAUCGUUGCCUCGCUCUGGGGUCUCAUCGCUCGGCCCAUCCGGCGGACCAGCACAGCCAACACGAGUGUUGUGCAUCAUGAUGGUCGAGUAUUGGCGACAAACGAGACGGGCCCUCCUAUGCGUGUUUUUCUGCCGUCGCUAAAGACUGUCGGUUGGUUCACUGGUAGUAGAGCGGAAGGAGAGCCUACGGAUGAGAAACCUCGUCCAUACUUUGGCGGACCAGGAGUGGAAGGGUUCUUCAAAGAGAUGACAACGGCUCAUCCCCACGUUGACCCUCAGACACAAGAGAUGUUCCUCUUCCAUGCGACUUUCCUAGCCCCGUUUGUCACUUACUCGAUCAUACCAGCCAAGAGCUCCUUCAACCAGACACUAUGUCUCAGCAAGCCAGUACCAGGAUUCCAGGGAGGCAAGAUCAUGCAUGACUUUGGCGUAUCGCGCAAACACACCGUCAUGAUGGAUAUGCCCGUGUCGUUGGAUCCGUUCAAUCUUCGUCGUAACCGGCCAGUAGUCGAGUACAACUGGCGUGGCCAGACACGCUUUGGGGUGUUCCCACGGUACGAGCCCGAAAAGGUAGAAUGGUACACCACAGCACCCUGCAUGAUCAUGCACACUGUCAACACCUGGGAUGAAGAGACCUUCAAUGGAACGCGGGUUCAUCUGCUUUUGUGCCGGAUGAACAGUGCCGCUCCGCUUUACCAUAUGGGCGGCUUGGAAGCUCCAAACAUAACCAUUCCAGCAAACCCAGAAUGCCGCCUAUACUAUUAUCAGUUUCCUCCAAACAAGGGGAGUCCAAAGCAGAUAACUCAUCAGUGGGCAUUAUCUGCGAUUCCUUUUGAGUUUCCACACGUGCCGCAUCACCUCCAGAUGGCACCGACUCGCUUCGUUUAUGGGAAUUCGAUGCGCAGUGGAGACUUUGCGGAAGCUUGUAUCAGCAACUUCAAGGUUGAAUGCCUAGUGAAAAUUGAUGUGGCGGCUCUGCUUGCGCGAGGCCUCGCCGAUCCUCCGUCGCAGGUGGAUGGUUGUGUGGACAAAAGAUCUGUCGCCGAGGUUCUCACCUCUGAUGAUCCAAAUGAUCCCAUCAGAGUCUUUGCUUUGCCUGAUGGAUGGUAUGCGCAAGAGUGCUCGUUUGUUGCUCGCAAAGACGGUCAGUCCGAGGACGAUGGGUGGCUCGUCACCUACGUGUACGAUGAAUCGCAGCUCGAUGAAAACGGCGUAGCACCCGAGACUUCUCAGAGCGAGCUGUGGAUUAUUGAUGCCUUGGAUAUGAAAGAAGUUGUGGCUCGUGUACUCUUGCCGCAGCGUGUACCGUAUGGGAUGCAUGGUAACUGGUUUCCUGAGGAGCAGAUUUUGGGUCAGCGAGAGGUGGAGCGUUUCCGUAAGUGA
Aspergillus brunneoviolaceus CBS 621.78 is the source of this 1776-nucleotide messenger RNA. Its product is annotated as carotenoid oxygenase family protein. The transcript is spliced from 3 exons. The record is from RefSeq and is a predicted model, not a curated record. Gene Ontology annotation, biological process: carotene catabolic process. Bases 1 to 1776 code for a protein of 591 amino acids. Lineage: Eukaryota; Fungi; Ascomycota; Eurotiomycetes; Eurotiales; Aspergillaceae. Gene Ontology annotation, molecular function: carotenoid dioxygenase activity.